AUUCCGUUACAGGCUCGGAGCAGUAUAAAAUGAAGCCUCAAUGCUAAAUCUGGGAACUACAAAAAUGCUAUCGAAGUGGAUAGCUUUCGGUUUGGUUCUGGGAAUUAUAUCCUAUGCAUCAGCGACAGCCCAAAGAAGUCCAUACAAUAAAAAUGAAGGUACAAAGGACUUACCCACAAAAACCGAUACAGUUACAGAUAAAUCUAAUAUUAAAGAUAACCAAGAAUCUGCCUCUGUAAAAGGUUCACCGGAUGGAGAUGGAAAAUCAAAUGACCCUGUCAAAAAAGACGAACCCGUCAAAAACGACCAAAAUAUACAAGCAGGAAGCAGGUCUAGUGAAGAGACUGGCGGUGAAAAUGGACCAUCAAAUGGACCAUCAAAUGGACAAACAGAGAGUAUCCAAUGUGAAAUGAUACCAUCACCUCACAUAAGAGCUUUUGAUGUAGACGAGCAAUCUGGAAGGAAAACAUUUUCAGAACCGUUUAAUGCCAUGAUGAGUCGAUCAAAGAAUGACAAAGAGAUAUUAAUGAAACUUAAGGCUUUAAUGACAAUGUUAGAGGAAUUUUUGAAAUCACUUCAUCCUUUAUCCACCAAGUGGGCUAUCCGGAAGCUUUUUAGGUCCUUAAACUUAGGUGACCAAAGGUUAUUAUUCAGAAUAAAGUCUUUGUUUCGAGUUGGUUCAGACGAGGAUUUUACAGCAAAAGAAUUUAACGAUUUUAUCAGUAUCAUAAGAACACUUGACAAAGAACCAAUGAAUGGCGCUGUAAAUCGGAUGAAUGACCAGAUGCUAAAAUUACUAUGUACAGAUCAUUUAAUCAAAUUUCCAUGUCUUUCUAUGUUUGCUGCACUAGAAGCAAUGAAAAGUAAAGAUGCUUCUUGUCUGCAGUUUGAUAAUGUUCCAAACAAAAUACAGUUUGAUUCACUGAAGAUUAAAUGGAACAAAUCACCCAAAGAUUGGCAAGCCGAUAAUUGGAAUGAGAUUAUACAUACAUACAUGGACGUAUUUGUUGAAUUCCACAUACUGCACCACCAGAUUCCAGACAAUAUUGUCCUGCAAAUGUGGCAACCGAUAUCAAUAAGAUGUGGAGACUUUCCAAAACCAUCGAAAAAAGUACUGUUUAAAAAAAUUAAGGGAGCUUAUGGGAAACUUACAAAAAAUAUGAAGGGUGAAUACAAAACUCCUGUGUUUCGUUUUAUCAAAAAGUGUGGAGGAGAUGCUUCAGAAUUUGCAACGAAAGAGGAGGAAAUAAACGAAUUCAAGCCAGGCGACAGUAAAAUUAUGUCUUCUCGGAAGCGAGCUGAAAUGGCUAGAAAUGUUCCAAAAGCGUUAGGUAAAAACCCUUCCGAAUUGACCACAGAGGAAAUUAUUCAGUACAUAGAACUUCUGAUGUCAAACAGACAUUUUCUAAAGCAGCUGAACUCAGAAAACCUAAAAUUGGCUAUAUGCAAGAUUGGCGAAAUGAAAGAUUUGAAAUUAAAGUCUGUUAUCAAAUUCAAACAAGUUAUGAUGGCGAAAAUUCCAGAGUAUAGGACAAUUAAUUCCUAUGAUAUAUCAAAAGUCCGAUGCCUACACCAUUUACUGGCAGGUUAUAAUCGUCAUCAAAUACGCAGAAUUCCAGAUAAUGUCAUUGCAGCCUCUAUCAAAGAUGGCAUUUUGAAAGACGUCAGGUUCAGAUGUUUUCCUGGGGAAUUAAAAGCGGGAGAGAUGAUGAACUUUGGAAUUAUGCUGAGAUGUUUUAGAGCCAAACACUGGAAAGAUAUUAAACCAGAGGAGUUUACUGAUGAAGUAAUUGAACAGCUAGCAACUGGAUACGAAAUGAGGAACAUAAAACCACGGAGAAAUCUGAUGAUAGCCAUCUUAGAUCUUGCAACACACAAAGAAGGUGCUAUGGAUAAGUUGGCUGCGACAUAUCUCGGUUCAUUCCUACCAGAAGGAGUAGGCAAAGGAUAUAUUAUUGCUAGACAACUUCAAAAUGGAAUGAAAACAAUCAUGGAAUGUACAUGUGAAGAGGCAAAGAUAUGCUGGAAUGAAUUAACAGAGAUAUUAGGACCUUUAUCAGAAUGGGAAACUUCAUUUAUUACAAAACUUGUUGGUUCUACGAUAUGGUAUGGAAUGGAUCUAGUGACUAUUGGAAGUAUUCCUGACAGCAUACUAUAUUCAUUUCCUCCUGAAGACCUGAUGUCUGCAAACUGCAGCUCUUUUAAACAGAUAGGACUCAUGUUCAGAAGAUCAAGAAUAUUUAGGGAGGAAGAAUCUUUCGACAGUAGUGCAUUGGUAGACCAAGAAACAGAAACAAAUCCAAUAAAGGGACUACAGUGGUUUUAUAAUGCUUCAAUGGCCGACUUAAGAAAGUAUAACGAGGAAACUCGGGAACAAAUCUGUGUAGAGUUAGGUGCAGUUGACAUUUCUCGAGUUUCAAUACAAGAUAUACGUGAGAAAAUACAGAUUUGUCCAUGGUGUACGCCAAGCGUUCUAACCAAUGAAAUAUUCGAAAAAUGUGGUACUUUAAUGUGUGGGUUGUCAAGAAGCCAAAUAAUGAAUAUUGAUGCAGAUGCUUUUAAGACGUAUGCGAAAGAUCUGUGUGAAAAAUGUCCAUGGAACACUGAACAUAAAAACGUCCUAAUCAGAGCAGGCAUGCAAUCAGAAGCAAUAAAUUCAUCUAUGCCGAGUUUCACAGAAGUAGAUAUUUGUACUUUAGGUACAUGCACCAAGUCUUUGUCAAAAGAGCUGCUGGAGUCUAUUCCACUUGAAAUGCUGUAUACCUCAAAUGAAUGUAUCACAGAGAGUAGUGAAAAGAAGAAAUCGAGAAUAUGCAAGAGCGUAAGACACGUGGAAUUAAGAAAGAUCUUACAGAUGAGGAGAAGACCAUGGAGAAAGAGGCGGAAAUCGACUAUAGCGGUGUACUGUUAAAAUCUGUAGAUCAGAUGCUUCAAGAUUCACUGUAUGGUACUAGUAGGAAGAAAAG
This is a messenger RNA of Mytilus trossulus (common blue mussel), 2966 nucleotides long. RefSeq lists its product as uncharacterized. Lineage: Eukaryota; Metazoa; Mollusca; Bivalvia; Mytilida; Mytilidae. The record is from RefSeq and is a predicted model, not a curated record. Bases 41 to 2911 code for a protein of 956 amino acids. The transcript has 17 exons.